Oreochromis aureus is the source of this 1997-nucleotide messenger RNA. It is a transcript of the gene gpr132b, whose product is annotated as G protein-coupled receptor 132b. The record is from RefSeq and is a predicted model, not a curated record. The transcript is spliced from 3 exons. Gene Ontology annotation, biological process: negative regulation of G2/M transition of mitotic cell cycle; G protein-coupled receptor signaling pathway; G1/S transition of mitotic cell cycle. The coding region runs from base 262 to 1326 and encodes 354 amino acids. Lineage: Eukaryota; Metazoa; Chordata; Actinopteri; Cichliformes; Cichlidae. Gene Ontology annotation, molecular function: G protein-coupled receptor activity. Gene Ontology annotation, cellular component: membrane.
GUGCAGGCUGGCGUUGAUCGAUGGUCUCUGAUUAAAGACGAAGGCGAGGUGUCGAUGAGGCGGUUUGGAGUCAUGUGACUGCGGGACGUCGCUGAGCAUCACUUCGUUAAGGACCAGCACGAGGACAGACGCGAGCUUCACCUGAGGACAGCAGGCAGCGCGUGCAGACUCAUUACAUUCCCGGAGGAGGAAGUGGAAGAGGAGGAUCAUUUCAGAUGAUUAGCCCUGGGCUCUGAUUGGUUGUCUCUCCCUGCAGACAUCAUGCUGGGAGUCACCGAGGCGGUGACCCAGACGACCAAUCGAAGUGACCUGUACUGCGCGCUGCCGCAUGGUGAGGGCCGCCUGCCGCUGGUGCUGCUGUACAGCGCCGUGCUGCUGGUCGGUCUGCCCGCCAACCUGUUGACGGUCCUCCUCACGGGGUUGCAGGUGCGCAGGAAGAAUGUGCUGGGCGUGUACCUGUGCAGCCUGUCAGUCUGUGACCUCACCUACCUGGGGACGCUGCCGCUGUGGGCGAUCUACGUGAACCACGGUCACGUGUGGCCAUGGUCGUCAGCGGUCUGCAAGCUGACGGGCUACAUCUUCUUCAACAACAUGUACAUCAGCAUCUUCCUGCUCUGCUGCGUCUCCUUCGACCGCUGUGUCGCCGUUGUCUACAGCCUGGAGUCCCGUGGCCUGCGGCGGCAACGCCACGCCGCCUUUGUCGUUCUUGCCAUCAUCCUGGUGGUGGCCAUCGGGCACACCCCGGUCUUCACCAUGAGGGAGGGCGCCACAGAGGCUUUGCGUCGCUGCUUCGAGCCGAGUCAGAGCAGUGCGACGGUGACAGGCUUCAACUACGCUCGCUUCGUCAUCGGCUUCCUGCUCCCGCUGCUGUUGCUGGUCGUCACCAACCGCGGCAUCCUGGCUAAUGUGCAGCGCAGCACAGGGCUGCAGUCGGCACAAAAACGCCGUGUCCGGCACUUGGCCGUGGGUGUGGUGGUUCUGUUCCUGGUGUGCUUUGCCCCGUACCACGUGAUCCUACUGGUCCGAGGCGUCAUCUUCCACUUCCCGCAGCUUGACAACUGCUCGUUUCAGAAGGCCAUGUACACACCCUACACCAUCUCGCUGGGCCUGUCCACCAUCAACAGCGCUGUCAACCCAAUCCUGUACGUCUUGUCAAGCAACAACAUCCGAAAGGAUCUACGGCGAGGACUUGCACAGAUCUGUGGCAGGGUGCUGGUGAGAACUCCGUCCAGCACCACCCAGAACAAAAUCCAGCCGAUCAACAACUCUUUAGAGCUCAACACGGGCAGCGAGAGGCUGGCAGCAGGAAAACCACCCGGAACCUGAGGUAGCGGUUCCACGACACUGCAGUGUCCUGCAGUGUCCGCAGAGGGCCAGGACCAAGAACCGGGGGACUUUGAGUGCUACGUAUGCACAGAAAAACAAAAACAGAAAUGUUUGGAAUGAGAACUUUAGAGACAGAAGCUAGAGUAACGAAGGUGACACAAACACUGCUGUGUUGCACACCGUCAGCCUCCCUGCUGCCAUGUGUUAGACUGAAACAGCAGGAUCGUUUCUGACGCGUGGCCACUCCUGUAGACACAGAAACAUGUAACUGCAUCUCAAACAUUCACACCUGCAGGGAACUAGCAGGCCAAUCAGAGCUCACAGUAACGAUGUGACUCAGCUGUCACUGAUAUCUGAUUAUUGAUCACAUAUCUGUGUCCAAAUGAACUCAUUUUUAUUCCCAUUUCACCUGGUCAGGUGUUCAGAAGGUUCACAGUUCACCUGCUGGGUUCCAUCAGAAGCAGCUUUUGUGUGCACUAAGGAGCUGUUCAUGUCCUAUCUGUUGUUGAGGGGACACUUUUUACUGUAGCACUUCAACCGGACAGACAGGUGACCUCAGAUUAUUGUUUUCUCUGAACCGUAGAUACAUCACACACCUGGUCUCACAGUUUUUAAACUGUAUUCAGUCACUGGCUAAUGUCUUCUGUCAUCAUUAAAAAAUGUAAAUUAUU